This is a messenger RNA of Notothenia coriiceps (black rockcod), 5488 nucleotides long. RefSeq names its product endoplasmic reticulum to nucleus signaling 2 (gene ern2). NCBI's taxonomy places the organism in Eukaryota, Metazoa, Chordata, Actinopteri, Perciformes, Nototheniidae. Gene Ontology annotation, cellular component: IRE1-TRAF2-ASK1 complex. The record is from RefSeq and is a predicted model, not a curated record. The transcript has 24 exons. Gene Ontology annotation, biological process: protein phosphorylation; mRNA processing; IRE1-mediated unfolded protein response. Gene Ontology annotation, molecular function: protein serine/threonine kinase activity; RNA endonuclease activity; ATP binding. Bases 231 to 3053 code for a protein of 940 amino acids.
GUCCCAACACGGAAAUAUGUAAAAGUGACAAGUGAAGAUUGUUAUUAUGUAUUCAAAGCGGUGCUUCUAGCUCAGCUUUCACCGUUUGGACUACCAGAGCGAUGUUAAAAGGCCUGUGUCGGUGCUAACUAAUUUUGUGAGAGAUGGACGCCUUCCGCGCUGGAAAUGGAGAGAGAGUUCGACCUCUGUUGUUAGUUGAAUAGCGUUUAGUCCUCGGUUUGUUCAGAGCCAUGAAACAAAGUGUUGCGGGGGUCAUGGGGGCUCUGGGACGACUGCUGCUGUCUCUCCUCCUGAUCUCCUGGGAUGGCAAGCUAUUUCAGGUUGGAGGGGUCAGAUCAGUCACUCUCCCAGAAUCCCUCCUGUUUGUCUCCACUCUGGACGGCAGUCUGCAUGCUGUCUCCAAACAGUCCGGAGACAUCAAGUGGACCCUCAGAGAAGACCCUAUUAUUCAAGUACCCGUCUACCUCACAGAGCCCGGUUUUCUCCCAGACCCCAACGAUGGCAGCUUGUAUGUCCUGGGUGGCAAACACAAGGAAGGCCUGAUGAAACUGCCUUUUACCAUACCAGAACUGGUUCAGUCAGCUCCCUGCAGGAGCUCUGAUGGUAUCCUCUACACAGGUAAAAAGCAGGAUGUUUGGUUUGUGGUGGAUCCUGAGACAGGCGAGAAGCAAACCAGUUUAACCACCUCCACCUCUGAAUCCAUUUGCCCCAACACUCCUCUGCUCUACAUUGGACGCACAGAAUACAUGAUAACCAUGUUUGACACCAAGACACAGGAGCUGCGAUGGAACGCUACGUACAAUGAUUACUCUGCUCCGCCUUACGAUGAAAAACAGGACUACAAGAUGGCCCAUCUUGUGUCGAGCGGCGAUGGUCUCGUUGUGACAGUUGACAGAGAAACAGGUGACGUCUUGUGGAGUCAGAAUUACGGGUCUCCUGUAGUGGGGGUCUAUCUGUACUCUGGUGACUCACUAAGACACGCCCCCCACCUGUCCCUCGCCAUGGAAACGCUGCGCUUCCUCACCUUUUCCUCUGCAAACGACCAGGCAGACGCACACUCGACUCUGAAGUGGAGCUAUCAGUUUGUGAAGGAGCAAGCCACGGCUCAAGCACAACUUGUACCCACUCUUUAUGUAGGAAAAUUGGACUCCCACCUCUACGCCUCCACUUCCCUUGUUCACCAUGGAGUCUCAUUAGUGCCUCGGGGACUGACCUUGGGUCGAAUUGAAGGGUCCGUUGACGGUCACCAUGAGCUGCCUCCAGUGGCUCACACCACCAUGCUGAGGGAUUUCCCGGUUGGCCUGCAGCGUUCGGGGGAGGCAGUCAUCCCCCCCCGACCCUCUGCCUCCCCCGCCUCAUACUACCAUCAGCGCUACUUCGAGGCAGUUGCUGAUAGCCAUGGCGAUACCCGUGCUAACAGAGGAGGGGUUGAUGGGAAGAUGUCGGGACAGGCCCAGAGGCCGGCCGCUGUGCUGCCCUUCUCCAUGACCCAGGACCGCCUGACUCUGGCUGUCGUCACGCUGCUGCUGGGGGGGUGGCUGGCCUUCGUCUUCACGUACCCCCUUCGUGCAGCUCAUCAGCUGAAAGCUCAGAGGCAGAUGGAGGAGGCGUUUGAGUCUCGUCUCCAGCGCAUGCAGACCAACAUGCAGACCAACAUGCAGACAAUGAGCUCCGUUUCUUCAGACACAACGCUUUCUACUGACACAAACCUCUCCAGUGACUCUCAGCCUGCUUCAGCUGACCCUCCACCGAGUCCUCACACUCACAGCAGCAGCACCUCAGAUGUCAAUUUAAAUGUCACGUCUGCGUACAACCCUACAGCAGAAGGAAACAGUGAGGAGGUGCAUGUUGGGAAAAUCUCCUUCACUCCAUCUGAGGUUCUUGGACACGGCACUGCAGGAACUUUUGUCUUCAGGGGUAAUUUUGAUGGACGGCAGGUAGCGGUGAAGCGAAUACUGCCCGAGUGUUUCGAGGUAGCAGAACGUGAGGUGCAGCUGCUCCGAGAGUCUGACACUCAUCCGAAUGUCAUCAGAUAUUUCUGCACAGAGAGAGACCGCCUCUUCACCUACAUCGCCAUCGAGCUGUGCACCGCCACCCUGCAGCAGUAUGUGGAGGAUCCGUCUGGUUUUCCUCAGCUGAAUCCGAUAACUCUGCUGGGGCAGACCAUGUGUGGCCUCUCACACCUCCACUCCCUCAACAUAGUCCACCGUGACUUGAAGCCCAGAAACAUCCUUCUGUCUGGUCCCAGUGCGCUGGGGCGGGUCAGAGCGCUCAUCUCUGACUUUGGACUCUGUAAGAAGAUCCCAGAGGGCCGGUGCAGCUUCUCUUUGAGGUCAGGAAUCCCGGGAACUGAAGGGUGGAUCGCUCCUGAAGUACUGCGGGAUACUCCGGGAAACAAACCGACGGCAGCGGUGGACGUCUUCUCGGCAGGCUGCGUGUUUUACUACGUGGUCAGCAGGGGGCAGCACCCCUUCGGUGAGAAGUUAAGACGGCAGGUGAACAUCCUGUCAGGAGAAUACUCACUCUCACAUUUCAUGGAGGAUUUACAUGACGACGUCAUAGCACAUGAUCUGAUCGAGCGGAUGAUCUGUGCCGAGGCGGGGUCCCGGCCCUCCACCGCCUGCGUCCUCAAACAUCCGUUCUUCUGGAGCCCUGAGAAGCAGCUGCUGUUUUUCCAGGACGUGAGUGACCGCAUCGAGAAGGAGCCCGCCGACAGUCCGAUCGUGGUCAGACUGGAGGCAGCAGGACGAGCCGUGGUUCGGACCAACUGGAGGAUGCACAUCUCUGUGCCUCUGCAGACAGACUUGAGGCGGUUCAGGACGUAUAAAGGAAACUCAGUCAGAGAUCUGCUGAGAGCCAUGAGGAAUAAGAAGCAUCACUACCACGAGCUGCCUCCGGAGGUGCAGGAGACGCUCGGAGAGCUGCCCGAAGGCUUCAUCAGCUACUUCACAUCACGGUUUCCACGGUUACUGAUGCACACACACGCAGCUCUGCACAUCUGCUCACAUGAGAGACUGUUUCACCCCUACUAUCUGCACCCCAACGCCAAAUAGUAAUGACAUGGCUCUGCACUCUAUACACACACACACACACACACACACACACACACACACACACACACACACACACACACACACACACACACACACACACACACACACACACCCAGAUACACUAUUGUGCGAUUUUGUGAGCAAGAGAAAUCGCUUACAGUGCCCCGUUAUUGCUUUUGUAAAGCCCUUACCGUUUUUUUGGGGGAAGAUACAGUGCUGUGAAAAAGGUUUUAUCUGGCUUGAGUUUUUUUUAUAGAUUUAUCUUGUUGUUAUGCAGCUGUUGAAGAAAGUAUUGUAGGAUUUAAUUAGAAAGCACUCAAAAUGCAUCUCUCCACAAAAGCUGCAUACAUUUUUUAUUUGAAUAAUAUACAACGUUUUUAAACUACAUCCAUCCGGAUCUUUGUUUUCAAUUAAAUGAAUAUUUCAGUAACAUUUUUAUUAAAAGUCCCAAAAAUGUUCAAAACAUGAGGGAUAUUUUAGUUUUAAUGAAGUGCCGUCUGAUUUUUUUACGAGAGGUACUAAACAUGGUUAAGGGAAUAGAGUUUUUAUAAAUAGCAGCAACAAAUAUAAUGUCCUCGGUUAUGGCCCUGGUUAGAGCAUUCAUUACAUUAAAUGACAUGACAUUACAUGUCACAUGACACUGUCAUCCAAAGUGACUUACAUACAUUCAGUUCUGUGGGCAGUCCCCACAAAAGCAAACAUUUUGCACUAUGGCCCAAAAAAAAUCCAGAAAACAAAUCAAUUACUUCUCAGUCCAUUUGACCAGAUUUGAUUGGAAUAUAUUUACAAUGUUGAGAUUUUCAUCAAGGAUUGAAAAACACACCUGUUUGACAACAUAUAUUAUUUCAGAGGCGUUUUUGUUUAUUUAUUCUUUUUCAUAUUUAAGAACGAGAUUAACUGUAAACAAAAAGGGGGGGGGGGGUUUGUGUCUCACCGACUACUAUCAGAUAUUUUUGAAAUUGGUCCAGUAUUGAGCGAAGGGGCUGCAAACGGCAGCCGCUUAACAGCACGUUGUUUAAUCAAGUACAUUUUUCAGUAGAGAUGGAAUUCAAUAGAUAAAAAUAUCAUUGGCACGUUUUUAAAACUGUUUGGAAAGGACCAUACAGAUAAAAAAACAAAUGUUUCUGCCAUUGUGUCUAACCAAGACUUGCUCAGGGAGAAAUCUUGUUCUGAUAUCUCCCGUUGCGUCCACACUGUUGAAAUCAGCCGAUGUUCAGAAAGCUUAGCUCGGUAAUAAGCCAUGACUUUGUCAAUUAUUUAGAUAACACCGAGCUAAGCUUUCUGAACAUCUGCACACUCCUCUCCUUCUGUCUUCUGGAAACAAGUCACACGGCACAUUAAUAAACAUCCCUAAACAAGCUAAAUGUAUAAAAACACUUUUAGACCUCUUCGGGGGUGAUCCCUCAUGUUGAAAGACACUUUUAAUAACAAUCUGAGUCUGCAUUUCGCAAAAAAACUCAUUUUCUGUGGACUUCAAUUGACUGCCAUCUGCAGCUCUCUCAGACUCAAUACUGUUCCAAUUUAAAAAAGUGUCUUUCCUAUUAGUCACUUAGACACAAAGAAAUGAAAAAUAUGGUCUAGGUUGAAGGAAUACCAACUUCUCCCCUUAAAUAGCACUACUUGUGAGAUGCACACAGUGUGUCACAGCAUCUCAGACACUGGACAACAGGUUUGAUGGAUAAUUCAACUUGUGCUGCUUUUACACGUUUUUUUUGUCAUGGGAUGAAUCCUGGUUUCUUCGAUGCUGCUGUGCUUUUUUCAGCUCCUCUACCAAAGACUCAACAAUAUUUACCUUGCCAUUUGUUUUCAUGUUUUUGUUAUGUGUGUCUGGAUGUAGCUACACUGACUGAAGAAUGUACUGAGCCUUGAUUUUCACUGAAAGCAGUACAUGAAGCGUAAAAGAAUAUGAUUGACACUGUAAAAAUGUGGGCAAUGUGCAAGUGUGCAAGCAACAUUGUAACAUGCUACAUUUGCCCAUUUCAUUUUUAUUUAAAGAUAUUUUAUGUUUCCCUUCCUUCAACAGAUGUGUUUCUGUUGAAUCUCAGCAUUGCUUGAACUUUUUGAUCCUAAAAAUAUGCACCUAAAUGCUCGAGAAUAUAUGUGAAAUAUCUUUCAGUAAAGAUGAAGGUUUUUUGCAUAGGGAGGCGUGUGGCGCAGUGAGUUGUGCAUAUGUGUUGGGAUCAGGGGGUUACAGGUUCAAACCCCACUGCAGUCAGCAUGUCGUUGUGUCCCUGGGCAAGACACUUCACCCCAAAUUGUUCCUGUGGGGAUUGUCCACAGUAUUGAGUAUGUUAGUCGCUUUGGAUAAAAGCGUCUAACAAGUAACAUGUCAUGCAUUGGUCUGCAGUAGAAUGAAUGAUGAAGAAUCACACUUUUGUACUUUUCUGAGUGAAUUAAACUGAUGCUUUGGGAGUGCCAAAGAUGAGUAAAUCAAA